Mercurialis annua (annual mercury) is the source of this 1102-nucleotide messenger RNA. RefSeq names its product nuclear transcription factor Y subunit B-3. Lineage: Eukaryota; Viridiplantae; Streptophyta; Magnoliopsida; Malpighiales; Euphorbiaceae. The coding region runs from base 179 to 775 and encodes 198 amino acids. The transcript has a single exon. The record is from RefSeq and is a predicted model, not a curated record. Gene Ontology annotation, cellular component: CCAAT-binding factor complex; nucleus. Gene Ontology annotation, biological process: regulation of transcription by RNA polymerase II. Gene Ontology annotation, molecular function: DNA-binding transcription activator activity, RNA polymerase II-specific; protein heterodimerization activity; RNA polymerase II cis-regulatory region sequence-specific DNA binding.
UCCAACGGAUCUUAUCCCCUCCCCAACACACACACAUACAAACGCCACCUCGUUUUCUCUCUCCCCUCCCUCCAAACUCUCCUACUCCUCCGCCGGCGAUAUUUUUUUCGAAUUUUCCCGAAUUACCCCUCUGUCUUGAAAACAAAGCUGUACAGGUUUGGAGAAGAUUGUUAUAGUUAUGGCGGAUUCAGACAAUGAAUCAGGAGGGCAUAACAACGCGAACUGUAGCGAACUGUCGGCAAGAGAACAGGACAGGUUUCUACCGAUUGCAAACGUAAGCAGAAUCAUGAAGAAAGCGUUGCCGGCGAACGCGAAGAUCUCGAAGGAUGCCAAGGAGACAGUACAAGAGUGCGUGUCGGAAUUUAUUAGUUUUAUUACAGGGGAAGCUUCUGACAAGUGUCAGCGUGAAAAGCGGAAGACAAUCAACGGCGAUGAUUUACUUUGGGCUAUGACUACACUUGGGUUUGAAGAGUAUGUUGAGCCUUUAAAGAUUUACUUACAAAAGUAUAGAGAGAUGGAGGGUGAAAAGACUACCAUGGGUAGACCAGGGGAGAAAGACGGCGCUGGUGGCGGCUCUUCUGGUGGUGCUGGUGGCGCCGCUGACGGUGGUGGCGGGGGUGGCGGUGGAAUUAGUUCUGGGGGGUUCAAUGGUGGAGCUGGCGGUGGAGGGAUGUAUGGUGGGAUGAUGAUGAUGGGUCAUCACCAUCAUCAUCAUCAAGGACACGUGUACGGCUCAGGUGGGUUUCAUCACGGUGGUGGUGGCAAUUCAAGGUAGGUGAUUAGGGUUCGGCAGUGGGAGGGUUUUAAUUUUUUUUUUUUUAAAGUUUUGUGUUUAGUAUAAGUGUACUAUAUUAAUUUGUGAUUAAUCAAUGAUUAUUAACUUGUUUAGUUCUUUUUUGGUUAAUUUGUUUUGGUUUUUCUUGAUGGGAAUGGUGAUAAGUGUAAUUUGAGUAGCAGAGAGUAUAAUCAACGUAAUGCAUAUAUGCAUAGUACAAGAAUUGUAACAAAUGUAAUGAUAGAAGAGUGCUAAUUUGAGAAGGGGAAGUAACAUUCUAAACAAUUGUGUUAGAAUUUAGAAUCUAUCAAUUGUUCUAUUAAUGAA